CACACAAGCAGAACAACCCCAGCAGCAAACUCAGCGUACCUCAAAGUAGAGUGUGCAGUGAAUUACAGUGUGCAGGAAAGUGCUAGUUAGCCUUUACCGACUUUCACUAAAUCUUGUUUUAAAAAAAGAUCAAACGAAAAAUAUGACAUAUCCCUUUAAAUUAGCCUCAGUUUCGAGUCUUCCGUUUGCACCGCCCCUUGCUCUUUGACCAGCCUAUCAGUGCACGGUGCACGUGACGAGCGCUCUCUGCGAUGACCUCAUCCCUGGUGUGGGAUGACGUCAAAUUCAAGAUGGAUGGAAUCACGACCAGCGCGGAGAAAUCUACACAACACUGAACAAAGUCCCGGCUACGUGGAGGAAAGACCGUGUUCACGACGGGCAGGCCAUGGAGAGCCUAGUGCAUUACAGUAACCCCUCCCACGCCCUGUCAUUGCUGGGGGCUCUGAAUGAGCAGCGACUGCGGGGACAAGCGUGUGAUGUGGUCCUGGUUGUGGGAGACCAAAGGUACCAGGCCCAUAAGAGUGUUCUGGCUGCCAGCAGUGAGUAUUUCCAGUCCCUUUUCUCGCGGAUGGACGCAGACUCGCUGACAGUUGUAAACCUGGACUUCUGUGAGCCGGAUGCCUUUGAGAUCGUUUUGAAUUACAUUUACUCCUCCUCACUCUUUGUGGACAAAGGCAGCCUGGCAGCCAUUCAAGAGCUGGGAUACAGCCUCGGAAUCCCUUUCCUCACCAACAUUGUGUCAACAAGGCCACAUGCAUCCUACUGUGUGUCUAGAAAAAGGCUUUCGUUCUCAGAGGGGGAUGAGAAUGAUGUCCACACAAGGAGCGUCAUUGUGCGUCGGGUCCGGAAUGACACGGCCCAUCCCUCUCGCUCGAGUUAUCCGAGAAAAACAUCUGAGAGAUCGACAUCUCCCCACUCUGCUCAUGGGUCCACUCGGCCUCCCUCGGAACACAACUCGUACGAAUCGGUCAGAAACUCUGAGCCCAGCAGGAAGUCCCCUGACCGGGGUGAAGCUUUGGAGAGGACGUAUGCCUCCAUAUUGAAAGGGAAUUCAUCACACUUCACACCCGUGAGACCCCAGCUGACAUCAUCAGUGUCUUUCAGUGAUGCUGAAGUGCAGCACAUCAGGCUGCCGUCUGGCCCUGACCAGGACAAUAAAGAGGAGAAUGAGGAGCAGGAGUCCCGCUACAAUACCAAAGUGCCCUUUCAGGGUCAGGCUAGUGAGCCAAGCCAGACCAUUGACAGGAGUGGGCCACUUAUAAAAAGCCUACUCAGGAGGUCAUUAUCCAUGGACAGCCCCGUUCCAGUCUUCUCCCCCACGCUGGAGCUCAAGGAGCUGCAAAAUCGAGACCAGUCAGUUGUACAGAUGGCACUGAAGACGUCUGUGCCAGAAACCUCUGCCCACAACGGCGACUCAAAAAGAACGUCUCCUCUGGUUCUCAGGUCAAAGUAUACCGGCAGGUAUGAUGGAGAAACUCAGGUAGAAGGAGAGGUGAGUGUGAAAGCUGAGCCCAGCAGUCCACUCGCUGACCCCAUGGACAUCGUACGCAUCACAGUUGGUGAUUCUUUGCCAGUCAGUCUCAAAGACUUUCAAACUAAUUAUGAUCAAGGUCCCAGGGAAGUCUUAAAUCCUGUGGGGAAAAGAAGGGACAGGCCAGACAACAGACGGUACCCAUUAAAGAAGAGCAAACUAUUUAAAGAGCAUGCUCUCUCAGUUAACGUGAAUGUGUCAAAAGCAGUACCUCAGCAUGCCAGCGGCGACCCUAACGAGGACGGCGAGGAGUCACCUCAGAACAAGAUUUUCAAAUGCUGGAAUUGUUUAAAGGUUUUCCGGUCAGGUGCUGGGCUUCAUCGUCAUGUAAAUAUGUAUCACAAUCCGGAAAAGCCGUAUGCUUGCGACAUCUGCCACAAGCGCUUUCAUACCAACUUCAAAGUGUGGACGCACUGCCAAACGCAGCAUGGUGUAGUACAAAACCCAGCGUCGUCCGCCAGCUCCUCUGUUCUUGAUGAGAAAUUUCAAAAGAAGCUAAUAGAUAUUGUGAGAGAGAGAGAAAUAAAGAAAGCUUUGCUUUGGAAGUUAAAGAGGAAUAAGCAGGGUUUGCAGUCUCCUGCAAUUACAAAAAAGAGGUCGAGGCCCAGCUACAUAUGCCCAUACUGUGGCAAGACAUUUGUGUUCCAGUCUCAGUACAGACAGCAUUUAAGGACACAUCCUGCUGAAAAAGCUGACCAGGACACAGCGAGGGAGAGCAUCCUCUACCAGGAACAGGAUGAGAUCAUUCAACAGAAGAACCCUGACACCGGUGUUUACUCCUGUAGACUUUGCAAUAUGAAGCUGUCAUCGCUCCUGGAACAGGGUGACCACGAGAGAGGCUGUCGCCAUGCAACCGUGUGCCCCUAUUGUGGCCUCAGAUUCUCAAGUCCAGUUGUCAAGAAAGACCACGAGGCACAUUGUAAGUACAAGAAACUGACAUGCCUGGAAUGCAUGCGCACCUUCAAAUCCUCCUUCAGCAUUUGGCGCCAUCAGGUGGAGGUGCACAACCACAAUAUGAUGACUGUUAAAGACCACAUUCUCCUGAAGCAACAAGAGAACAAUGAAGAGGAGUCUGAAAUGCUCAAGGAGGAGCAUUACAGUGAUGAGCCUCUAACAAGCGAGAGCACAAGAGAGAACAUCAGUUACAGUGAUUCCUCAGGUCCACCUAUGUAUGACUCUGAAGACUCUUCCUCCUAUGUGCCUGAAGACCUGAGCAUGGGCCACCAUGGCAAGCUGGUAGUGAAGGAAGAGCCGUUGGAGGAGGCUGUGAGUGAGCGGGACAACCCCGAUGCUGCCAAAAGUGGCUCCGAAGAACCCGGUGUGUGGCCGUGCGAGAAAUGCGGAAAUCUUUUCAGCUCUCGCAAAGACUUGGAACGACACCAGGAGCUGCUAUGCCACAUCAAACCAUUCAUCUGUCACAUCUGCAACAAAGCCUUCAGGACCAACUUCCGCCUUUGGAGCCACUUCCAGUCUCACAUGUCGACUGCUAACGAACCCGGAGCCAAAGAGAUCGACAGAAACCCCUCACCUCUGAGCCCUUCCCCUCCACUUACCCCUUCAGAACGUCCCUCCCCACAGGCCUCUGUGCUCAUAUCUACUCAGGCGGCACCGGUCCCUGCUGCUACUGCUGCUGCAACCGCAGGGACCGACGAGUCCAGCAGCCCAGAUCCCUGCAGCUCAUUGGUAAGCAAGACCAAGAGGCCCGAACUGGAACGGCAAACCAGCAGCCAAAGCCCCCUGUCAAGGUCAAACAGCAUGGAGAAUCCAGGCGGCCCUCAGGAAUCGGACACACUCUUUUACCACGCACCGUCUCUCUCUGCCCUGACAUUUAAGAGGCAGUACAUGUGCAAACUCUGCCACAGGACCUUCAAGACGGCCUUCAGUCUGUGGAGCCACGAGCAGAGUCACAGUCACAUGUAAGAUUCAGAUGGCCAAUAGCAGUGAGUUUUUUUCUCGGGAGACAAUACUUACUAUAAGAAUAAACACACCUCAGCCUACAAACAAAAGACUUUGAAUGUAUAGCUUAUUCGCUUGCCUCCAAUGUCAUAUAUUGAAGUGGCCAUGUUUAUUUAGACGCGUAAACGUGAAUGUGCAAUCAAGUGCUAGAUUCCUCUGUGAGAAGAGAUGACUAUAAUUUUUUUUCUUGCAAAAUGAUCUAUAUGAAUUUAUCUGUUUCAGACCUCUUUUGGUUGUCUAGUUGUAUUUGCCUAUCUAGUCGUUUUAAGAGUUGCACCCCUCAAUGUUUUCGACUGAAGGUAGAGAAAAAGGCGGGACAAGUGUUUACGUUGUUCUCUCCGAGUGUGGUGGAAAAAGUGCUUUAAAAUUUUGGAGGCUGCGGUUCAUUUAAAGACGAGAGCUUUUGCUUUUUGUACAAACAUGUGAUUGACAUCCCUUAAGAUAUUAUUGGUGGCCUCAACAAUGUAUUCAAUAUGCACUUUUUUGAUUCUGGUAGGAAGAUGUAAUCCUCAGCGAUUACUCUGGAUCAGUAUGUUUCCCUGACCGAGUUUUUAGGCUGCAGGAGUAACAAAAAGCAUCUAACUUUUUCUUUUAGCACUCAUUUGUUCUUACUUUUGAGGCUCAUAUUGAAUUCACAUCAACUCAUUUCAUGGAAAAAUUCAAUGAGACAGUCUGUAUAAGAAAGCUAUACCACAUACAGUCUUCAUUCAGUACCAACAAACACAGUAUCUUCCUAAUGAUUAGCCUGCUGUGAAACAAUGCAAUCAACUGGAAGAUUACAGAAAAAAUAUUUAUUUUCUGAAGUUAAAUGACUAAAACGUCGCUAAAUUAUGUGGAAAAAGGUGCUCAGACCAGUGCACUAGUAGCCAUGCAGGCUGUCGCUGAAAAACAGUGAGCUGGGUUGAUCUCAUAAAGUCCCAAAUACGAGACAUCCUUGCAGUAUUUGGCUUAUAAUAAUAUUAAAUAUUUCCUGUGAGUAAGCUUUCAGAAGCUUUCACAUCAAACGUUGUCACAGUGUCUCAAUCGCUGAGUGUGGCACCAGUGUUGUGUAAAUACACUGAUAGAAUUUUUUGCAAUUGAACACAUUGGACUAUUAAGUGAGCUUUACAGCGCUUCGAUGGCCUUAUGCAACUUUACAAAACUAUUUUGUUAUUUUACGUGAAAGCACAACAGCUUCAGACCACUUAUGACUCAGGCAUUUCAAGGUGGCGACGUUAACGGGAGGGAAAGCAACGAGACGGCAAAUCUUUAUUCUACGAACGGUCACAGAGUGUUCCUGCUUCCUGAAGAUUUCUUGGAAAAGUAAUGAUUGUGUUUUGAUUGUAUUCCGGUUGUUUUACAAAUGUAUUCUUGUACAAGUAUAUACUUCUGCUUCGGCUUGAUAGUUUAGAACUUUGUCAUAAAUUAUUAUUGCUGUUUGGGAGCCUGACAGACAGAACUCCACACGGACUAAUGGACUUUGUUUUCCACUAAAUGAUUAAUGCAAGCUGCAUUGUGAUGUUAAAUUUUUUGCGGAAAUUCUGUAUUGAUAAUAGUGCUCUUAAUUUCUUGUGAGAAAGACUUUCUGAAAGUUUCACAGGAAUGCUUAUAGACUUGUGUACAUGGAGGUGUUUGUAUUCUUGAUUUUUGUACCGAUUUUGUUAGUAAACAAGAGUUUGAUCUUUUUAGUAUUCCUGUGCUCUCACUGCAAUAAUGAAUAUUUGUAUCAACAUUGGUUGCAUCGCUGUUGCUUUUUGAGACUUGCAGCUGUUUUGUGUUUAGGUUUUUCUACAGUUUUGUGCUUCACUUCUGUAAUAAAGAGUAACA
Messenger RNA from Pundamilia nyererei, 5293 nucleotides. It is a transcript of the gene zbtb21, whose product is annotated as zinc finger and BTB domain containing 21. The coding region runs from base 386 to 3451 and encodes 1021 amino acids. Gene Ontology annotation, molecular function: protein binding; DNA-binding transcription factor activity, RNA polymerase II-specific. The transcript is spliced from 2 exons. Gene Ontology annotation, biological process: regulation of transcription by RNA polymerase II. The record is from RefSeq and is a predicted model, not a curated record. Gene Ontology annotation, cellular component: nucleus. Lineage: Eukaryota; Metazoa; Chordata; Actinopteri; Cichliformes; Cichlidae.